GAUCAAGAGAAAGAAAGGCAGCGGCUCGCAACGUGGCUUACGACUUUCAACCCUUCUUCGAGGUAUCGAGUAAACCUCCAAAAUGCGUCACCCAACUCGGGAAGUUGGUUCCUGGAGACGAAGUUUCGACCCUGGGUGAAAGAAAUUUCAAGACAUUGCCCAAGGAUCUUGUGGUUGCGAGGAAUGUCUGGAAUGGGGAAAACAACCUUGCUAACUCUCGCGAUAAACUACCUCAGUAGCAGCGUUCAGCUCAAGUCUGUUCCCGCUGUUGCAUAUUUCUACUGUUCAUCCGAGGAAGACGAAUCUCAAGAUGUUGAGAUUAUGAUGAAAUCAUAUAUCAAGCAACUUUGCCAAGAU
This is a messenger RNA of Aplosporella prunicola CBS 121167, 357 nucleotides long. RefSeq lists its product as uncharacterized. The annotation marks the transcript as partial. The transcript has a single exon. The record is from RefSeq and is a predicted model, not a curated record. Lineage: Eukaryota; Fungi; Ascomycota; Dothideomycetes; Botryosphaeriales; Aplosporellaceae.